GGGUCUGAGCACAUUGCAUCUCAUGAAGCUCAGGGGCUCGGAGUUUUGCAGAUGAGGCAGGCUGUCCUGGCCAGCUUGGAGCCUCUGUGGCCAGCAGGAUCUCCACUUGGAUGAUGUGAAGUGUUGGAGGAGCUCUGAUAUUUGAAGGCACUUUUCAGCCGUCCGGGAUUGAAUACAGCAAUGUCCGGGGUGAACAGCUCCGCUGUGGACAGCUUGGUGGGGAACAGGUGCCUGGCCGGCAGUGAGGAGCAGUUUCAGUACUAUGGACAGUUCACUCCCAGUGUUUCCAUCCUGCUGGCAGUGCUGAUGAUUCUCAUGGUGCUGGCCACGGUGCUGGGCAAUGCCCUGGUCAUCCUGGCUUUUGUGGUGGACAAAGGGCUCCGGACUCAAGGCAAUUUCUUCUUCCUCAACCUGGCCAUUGCUGACUUCCUGGUGGGCGGGUUUUGCAUCCCUCUCUACAUCCCGUAUGUCCUGACCGGCCAAUGGAAGUUCGGCAAAGGCUUGUGCAAGCUGUGGCUGGUCAUGGACUAUCUGCUGUGCACGGCAUCAGUUUUCAACAUCGUCCUCAUCAGCUACGACAGGUUCAUCUCCGUCACCAGAGCGGUGUCAUACAGAGCUCAGAAAGGGAUGACCAGAAACACAGUCCUUAAAAUGCUGUUCGUGUGGGUGGCCGCCUUUCUCCUCUACGGUCCCGCCAUCAUCAGCUGGGAAUACAUCGCACGUGCGACCAUCUUACCAGAAGGCGAAUGUUACGUGGAAUUUUACUACAACUGGUACUUUCUCAUGAUCGCCUCCACCGUGGAAUUUUUCACACCCUUCAUCAGCGUCACCUACUUCAACCUGAGCAUCUACAUUAACAUCAAGAAGAGGACCAGGAUGAGGAACGAGGAGCUGGCCCAAGGACACGAGCAUUGUGAGAUGAGUUUCCAGAGGAAGAGGAAGGAACACUUGAUAUUUUUCGUCAAGCCAGCAGAGAGGCCUCACAUAGAAUGCAGAAAACAGGCCUCUUGCUUGACGCCCACAGAGGUUUGCCCUGAAGAGCCGAGAAUGAAGAGGGUCAAAGGCCACACCUUGGACCUCAACAUAAGUCAGGACCUUCCACCACUGCAGGUUGAGGUCCAAACCAGGAGACACCAAGCCUGCCUUUAUAAAGCAGUGGAGAACGCUUGCAGUAACGUCAGGACGGACAUGGCUAGUAGCAUUGCCAACCGUUUUAGGCUUUCGAGAGACAAGAGGGUAGCCAAGUCGUUGGCCAUCAUUGUGUGCGUGUUUGGCCUUUGCUGGGCGCCCUACACCCUCUUAAUGAUCAUCAGGGCUGCUUGCUAUGGGCGCUGCGUCCAACAUUAUCUCUACGAGAUCUCGUUUUGGCUAUUGUGGUUAAAUUCCGCCAUCAAUCCCGUACUGUACCCCCUCUGCCAUAUGAGUUUCCGAAAAGCCUUCAUGAAACUACUGUGUCCGGGAAAAGUGAAAAUACACCCCCAUAUUUUUAUGUAGCGGUGAUCUCGGGACGGAAAUUCCUAUAGGAUGGAAUACAGAGACUUCCUUUUCAUGUCUUGGCUUACCUGGACCACCUCUGAGUGUUCACGUUUCAGUUAUUUUAGUUGAGCUGAGCGACUAACGAGAUCAUUGGAGAAUAUAUGUGUAACAUUUGGUUGAAAUGUCUCAUGAAAGCUGAAGACUUGAGAUUAGUGUGUUCUGUCAACUCUUAAGAGUUUUGGACCUUUUGGUGAGUCGACAGUACAGCCGAGACACAGUCUAAGAGGAUCAUAUAAUCAGGGGCGGACUGACCAUUAGGGCCCUCGGGCACUGCCCAAGGGCCCCAAGGCCAGUAGGGGGCGCCAUGAGCUGGGACAGUCACACUGUAUGAACACUAAUGACACUAAUGAUAGAA
Molecule: messenger RNA, 1891 nt
Organism: Rana temporaria (common frog)
Lineage: Eukaryota; Metazoa; Chordata; Amphibia; Anura; Ranidae
Product: histamine H3 receptor-like
Exons: 3
Coding region: 181-1494 (437 amino acids)
Biological process (GO): adenylate cyclase-activating adrenergic receptor signaling pathway
Cellular component (GO): membrane
Molecular function (GO): histamine receptor activity
Source: RefSeq, a predicted model, not a curated record